AUGGGCUGCAUUCGAGGUCGAAAACAGGCGGAAAUCCGUCCUGAACAGAAGUGGGAUGCUAUUAGUCUGAAAGACUUCAAGUCAACGUCAUGUUUCACUCCCUUCGCCUACGCUUACCUUUACUUUUCUCUUAUUAUAUCCCUGGCCGUUUAUGGUGUUGAUACCUUUACCGCCAUCAAUCUGUUAGCUUUCGAUACCUGGUCGUCUAGUAUUGAACCUACUCAGCUUGUCUCGUUCGACGUAUCGAAAUGGAUCUUUUCGAUUUGCAUCAUCGCCUCUGUCGUUAACUUGGCGUUCGAACAUAUUCGCGCCAUGAGGGUCAUGAAGCGAGGAAGUGUAGCCGAAUGCUAUCUUGACAAUCUCGCCGUGCGCUUAGAAAGCGUCCGGCUCGGGAAGGGUCAAGGAUGGAGGCGCUUUCUUGUCUUCGCCGAAUUGACCAAGUCCAGGAAAGGUGCUGAAUACGUCGCGCUCUUUACGUAUUUCAACUUCCAAUCCUGGAUUCGAGUCAUAUUCUGCUCCGGACCGCGACAAGUUGUCAAUGCUCUGACCUUGUACUCUGUUUACAACUCGAAUCUCAUUCCGACCGAUGUUUCUUCGGUGCAGAGCACGCUCGGGACAUUCUUUGGUAAACUCCAACAUCUCGCCGAUGAAAACAAGCAGCAGGUGGUGAUCCUAUCGGGUAUGGUGUUCACGUUGAUCGUCUGGGUUUUUUCUGUACUUUUUCUACUCGCCGCGACUCUAUUUUACGUGUUCUUCCUCUGGCAUUAUAUCCCCCGACAGGACGGUGGACUUCACGGUUACUGUGAGCGGAAGGUCAAUAAACGAUUGACAAAAAUCGUGACGGUCAAAGUCAAUAAGGCUAUCGCCAAGGAAGAGCGAGACCGGGCGAGGGCCGAGUUUAGGGCGGCGAAGAAGGCCGGUGAAAAGCCGCCCCUUGGACGGCAAGCGACCUUACCCACCAUACCGACUUUCAUGGACGACGGUACCGAAGAUAAACUCCCGGAUAUGCCUAUGCUCAAUCGUAACGACACCAUGGCUACCUUGCCUGCAUAUACCUCUCGACCUGGUUCGCAGCAUAGCAUUGAACUUAAUUCCUGGGAUCAGAAGCGACCAGCACCAUCACGACAGGGAACAAUGGGUACGAAUGCCUCAGCAUCCAGCUUUUCUUCGCGAACUCCCUUGGUGGGCAAUGCAGCUGGAAUGGGCUUUGAUCGAUCGGCAUCUCCCGCGCCAACUCUACCGCAAAUUGACAUGGCCAACUUCCAGCCGCCUGCGCGUCCGGGAACUGCAGCCUCAAAUAGGAGUUUCGGACCUGGUCCCCAACCCGUCCGGGUGCAGACUAACGGGAGCGGAUUCGGUGCCGGAUAUGCUGCAAGCCCGUCUACGUAUUCGCCGGAUACCUCGUCUCCAAUGGACGGUUAUCGCCGACCCGCGCCCGUGCCCCGUCCGUUUAACCAAAUGGGUGGACGCUCUAGUCCAGCUCCAUCCGUUUAUUCGAACCGCGGGCCGCCUUCGAAUGGGCCACCAUCCUACGGUGGCCAACCUUACCCACCCCCUCGUACCCUCGACUCGAGUUUCCACCCCGGCGAACAGGCAGUUCAUAAGCUGCUGCGCGUGUCGCACCGCGAGAACCCAACGCAUCAUAGCCUACCACCGCAGCUCGGAUACCGCGUCGCGAUUUCGCCGCUCGUGGCGGUCGGGACGCUGGAUCGGCAGGGUAGGCCGUGGGCUAGCGUGUGGGGAGGUGAGAAGGGGUUUGCUCAACCGGUGGCUAGGAGUGUGUUGGGGGUUAGGGCGACGGUGGGGGAGGCGUGGGAUCCGGUUGUUAGGGAGUUGCUUGCCGUUGAGGAUGGUAAGGGGGAAAGAGAGGAGGGGGGGCUUGGAGAUGGAAGACAGAUCGUCAACGAUGCAGUCGUCAAACCGGAAGGAGGUAAGCUGAUGGCGGGUCUGUCGAUCGAUCCCGAGACAAGAGACAGAGUUAAACUUGCCGGCGUAAUGGCCGUUGGCACUGCGACAAAGACAACGCCCGGUGUUGCGGACUUGCAACUUGCGUUCCGCGUUGAUGAGGCUUUGGGGAAUUGCCCGAAAUACAUCAAUAAGAAACGCAUCUCACCUCGCGUACCUUCACCACAGCUUGUAAGCAAGGGAACCGGCGUCCCGCUACCCCAGGCGGCGAUCAAGUUGCUAGACAAAGCGGACCUAUUUUUCAUCGCGAGCAAACAUGGCACUAAGAGCAUGGACGUGAAUAUCCGCGGCGGCCCGCCGGGGUUCGUACGUGUGCUAAGGAAUAGAGAUGAGAGUGCGGGUGGUGCUGCAUUGGUCUACCCGGAAUACUCUGGUAAUCGAUUAUACCAGACGCUGGGAAAUAUCCAUAAUGACCCAGCUGUCGGCAUCGUGGUCCCGGACUUUGAAACAGGCGACGUGUUAUACCUGACGGGGAACGCGGCGAUCUUGGUUGGCGAAGUAGCAGCUGUGGUAAUGCCGCGUGCGAAGUUAGCUAUACGUGUUGAAGUUGUGGAAGCUCGGUUUGUGCGAGAGGGUUUAUCGUUCAGGGGCGAGGUUAUCGAUUACUCGCCGUAUAACCCAACCGUCCGGCGAUUGACAUGCGAGAAGGGAUCUAAUAAUCCUGCGGCGGAUUCAAGCAGUGACGCUACUGCUACAGCAAGGCUGGUCACUCGGGAGAGGCUAACACCAACGAUUUCGAGAUACGUGUUUAAGCUUACUACCUCAGGGGCAAAGGAUGUUAUAAGAAAGCGGUUGAAAGCUUGGCAUCCUGGGCAGCACGUCACGUUGGACUUCAGCGAAGAGCUAGAUAUGGGAUACUCGCACAUGCGGGACGAGGACCCGCAGAGUCUGAACGACGACUUCGUGCGCACAUUCACGGUUAGUAGGCCCAUAGACGCUGGGGUCGUGGAUGAAGAGGGGUAUAUGAAGGAGGAUACGGAACCGGAGCUUGAGAUCACGGUUAGGAGACACGGUCCGACGACGACGUUGCUGGAGCGCUGGAACAUAAGGGUCCUGCUUCAAAUCCCGGUGAUGGGGUUCGGCGGCGCGGAAGGGUUUAGAUUACCGACGGGGAAUGAAGGAAAUGAACUCAAGCUACUCUGGAGUAUGAAAGGCGAAGAUGUGCCUCUAGCAGCAGACGUGCUGGAGAAGACAAGCGGCCUCGGAAACGCGACUAAGCUCUUCGUCACUGGGAGGAUAGGCGAGAGGGAGCGGGCUAUUAUAUCUACAAUACGAGGGCUUGGCGCGGAAGUGAUAGAGCGGAGGAUAGGGACUGGCGAUGUGUUGGCGGAGGGCGAGAAGGGACGGAGGAAGUAUUAUUUGUGUGCGGGUCCGGAGAUGACUAUGCAGUUGUUGAAGUGGACGGAGGGCGAGGAGGUGGUUUAUGAAAGCUUUGAGUAUUGA
Daldinia loculata is the source of this 3408-nucleotide messenger RNA. RefSeq lists its product as uncharacterized. The transcript is spliced from 5 exons. NCBI's taxonomy places the organism in Eukaryota, Fungi, Ascomycota, Sordariomycetes, Xylariales, Hypoxylaceae. Bases 1 to 3408 code for a protein of 1135 amino acids. Gene Ontology annotation, cellular component: plasma membrane. Gene Ontology annotation, biological process: potassium ion transmembrane transport. The record is from RefSeq and is a predicted model, not a curated record. Gene Ontology annotation, molecular function: oxidoreductase activity; potassium ion transmembrane transporter activity.